Molecule: messenger RNA, 1506 nt
Organism: Symbiodinium natans
Lineage: Eukaryota; Dinophyceae; Suessiales; Symbiodiniaceae
Source: the annotation of a GenBank genome assembly
AUGGCGCCACUAGCAAAGAAGGCCCGCACCACGGCCUCACAGGGGAACAUUUCCUCCUUUUUUGGGCCAAAGAAAGCUGUUGAGGCAUCGCAGACGAACGAAAAGCCGGAGCUCAAGGCAGAGGGCUCCACGGAGCUGCAGAAGCCUCCAGGCCAAGUCUGCACACCCACCAAAGACGAGCACCACAAAGUUUGUCCAUCUGUACCGACACCAGAGAAGUCGAGCCCUCCCGUUCCCCGCAGAGUUGCGACUGCCUGCAGUGGCAGAUUUCAGAGUGGCUUCGCACGUGACAAGGCGAGCAGCUGGCAGCAGUACAACAAUCUCUACCGCCUCCGGUUGAAGCAGCUGGCAGGUGCAUGCCGGGAUGAGGCGAAGAGGAAGUGGAGCUCUGUGGCAGGCAAAGGCUUCCUUCAGGAUUUGAGCGAGUUCCGUGGUGGCAGCGAUAUGGAGAUCGUGGUUGUGGGGGUGCUGUUCAAGGAGCUGCACAACCGACCAAAUGUCAUUGACCAGUACAAGGGCAGCAAAGCUCUGCUCAACGGUGCCAAGGAAGAAGUUUCCGUGUUGUACUCCGAGAAGGAUACCUUGUGGCUGGAGGAUUGCGUAAUGCGAGUCCAGCUAGAAGUCGACCAAGAAGUGCUGGCCGUGCUUGCCACAGGCUUUGUUGUGGCAGUGCGCGGUGUGGCGACACAGGCUGGUACCCUUAGAGUCCAUGGCGUGCAACUGCCGAGGAUGCCAGUGAUGCCUCCGAUCUCUUCGUCUGAGACAAGUGGGCCAUUCAUUGCCUUCGUCUCUGGUUUGGGUUUUGGCGACCAGAAAAAUAUGGAGGCGAGAGCAAAGGCUCUUGAUUUUCUCUCUGGCAAGGUGCCGGGACCAGCUGUUCAACACGUGGUGGUAUGUGGAGGCUGCUUCGCCCAAAGCUGUCAAGUUGACAGCGAUGUGAAGGCAGUGGCCGCAGCACUGCGGCAAAUGGAUACCGAGAUGCUGCCACUGGUCGAGGCAAAGUCUGUCCAGGUCAUGCCAAGUUAUGGCGAGCCAACCAAUGCCAGCAUGCCGCAGCUCCCGUUUCACCGCAGCCUCUUCCAGCUCUCCUCGUCUUCCGGCUUCCGGCCUGUAGGCAACCCUUGCAGCCUGAACUUCGACGGCUUGGAGGUCCUGGGACAUUCCGGGGAGCCGGUGAAGGACCUGCUGCGUUGCACGCAGCUCCAGCCCAUGCAGGCUCUGCAGAAAUGCCUGGAGGCACGCCACUUGGCUCCAACUGCGCCGGACACGCUUCUGACGCAGCCCUUCGAGGACUCAGAUCCGUUCGUUCUGGAGUCCGUCCCGCACAUCCUUUUCUCUGGUGGCCACGACAAAGCUGUGCAAGCCUGGCACCCAUGUGCCCGAGGUGGAGGAGGAACCCAGUGCAUCUGCGUUCCUGCUUUCCAUUUGCAGCCUGCCGUCGUUCUGGUCAACUUGCGAGACCCUCGGGAUGUGCGAGUUGAGGAAUUUUCUGUGACGCAGAAGUAA